AUGCCCAAGUUUGACACGUGUAUAGGUCCCAAGAUCGUGCAUCAAGUGCCUGAGGACUCGAUCCUGACCACGAGCGAACUGUCCGCAGCGUCCAAUGGCACGGCCACCACCUCGCCCUCGAGUGCACCGCUGUUGUCAUUUUCCACCAUCUCGCGCUUCGUGAUUCCUCGUCAGUCGCUCUGUGGGAAUUUGAUCUCCCUGUCGCCUCCGCCGCUCACGUCGAGCACGCCUCCCACACUCGUCCUGUCGUAUCCCAUAUGUCUGACUUCCCCCCACUACCCGCGCAAUGAGUUCAUCUUCAAUUUCGCCCUGGUCCUCGGUGAACCUGCGACGAUCGACGUGCCUUCGUACAAAUCCGUGGUGAAGAAAUUGGCACACUUGAUGCGCAGCCUGGAGGAACAGUCGCACUUCUUGAGUGAUGAUGCCGCAUCCCCAAACUCGGGCAAGAUAUACAGCCUGUGCGAGAUGCUGAUGGAAGACCUGAAUAACUACUGUGAAUGUAUGAUCCCUAUCGACGAGUUGAACACGUUGAACAUCAAGCUGUUUCCCACCUUGCCGAACCCCGCCAGCGUCAAGCCCUGGCAUGUCCCCCUGUUUACCGUGAGGAUCGAGACCAUGGUGGACGAGAACUGGGACUUGACCAUGCUGCGAAUUAUCCCUUUUAUCAACGGCGUAAAUAGCGUGAAACGGAUUGCGAUUCUCGCCGACGCCGACCUUAAGCUCACCAAGAAGUGCGUCAAACACUUGCUCUAUUACGGCUGUAUCCUGCUGCUCGAUAUCUUUAGCUUCAAUGCCAUCUACGCUCCAACCGCCGAAUUUGCCAACAUGAUUGCCAAGGACACCGAGAUGCAAAAGGAAUGCGCCAGAUACGUCAACACGGCGUUUGCACCGGGCGCACAGGAGGAAGUCAUCAUUGACGGCGCCACCGAACGACGUACGAGUGGCCUGACGAAUGCGACCCUUCAGGACGAGGAGAUAUGGCCCUUGACGGGAAAAGGCGACCCCGUCGACGGUGUCGGGAUCGUCCAGCUCUUCGCCAAUCUGCGACAAGGCCUCACUGUGCGAGAAUGGUACGCCCAGAAUGCCAACAUGCUCGCGAACAUCGACAUGCGGCGGUUCGUGACGUUCGGAGUCAUCAAGGGCUUCCUCUAUCGGGUGCACCGGUAUGCCAUUCGCACGCACAAAGGGACGGUGUCCUACGGACCCUCAGACGGGGGUACGGCCCGAUAUGCCCAUCUGACUCGGAGCAUGUCCAGCGAACGACAUUUCGCCGAAGAGUCUUCGCCACGGACGAGACACAAACAGCACAAGCACUCUCGCAGUGUCGGGAAAAUCCAUACAGAGUAUCAGACCCUGAAUGCCAGAAUAGUGGAAUUUCUCGACGGCACACACUGUUUCGAUGAGAUUUGUACGGAUCUGGGGAUCAGCGAAAAAGAUCUUACGGAGAGGUUGAAGAGUCGCGAAAUGGGCGAGGUCACCAUUAUUUGCAGGUGA
This is a messenger RNA of Fonsecaea erecta, 1494 nucleotides long. RefSeq lists its product as hypothetical. Gene Ontology annotation, biological process: negative regulation of TORC1 signaling; positive regulation of autophagy. The record is from RefSeq and is a predicted model, not a curated record. Gene Ontology annotation, molecular function: GTPase activator activity. Bases 1 to 1494 code for a protein of 497 amino acids. Gene Ontology annotation, cellular component: vacuolar membrane; GATOR1 complex. The transcript has a single exon. NCBI's taxonomy places the organism in Eukaryota, Fungi, Ascomycota, Eurotiomycetes, Chaetothyriales, Herpotrichiellaceae.